This is a messenger RNA of Styela clava, 1761 nucleotides long. Its product is annotated as L-threonine ammonia-lyase-like. Lineage: Eukaryota; Metazoa; Chordata; Ascidiacea; Stolidobranchia; Styelidae. Gene Ontology annotation, molecular function: pyridoxal phosphate binding; threonine deaminase activity; L-serine ammonia-lyase activity. The record is from RefSeq and is a predicted model, not a curated record. Gene Ontology annotation, biological process: L-threonine catabolic process; L-serine catabolic process.
UAGAGAGCAAUGACUAUUUAGCAUUGGAAAAUUGCAUACCACAUAAAUUAUAGACAUUUUUACCGUUCGUGGGCAUAAAUUAUUUAAAUUGACAUCAUAUAUUAUAGCGAGCAUGAAACGACGCAUACUUAAUGUUAAACUCAGAAUAAACUUAUACAGACAGUAACAUCAUGCCAGAUUCGAAGUAACAAUUUCUGGUACUUUUUUAUUAUUUAUUUGACGUUUCGUUGCGGGUGAUUUCUUUGCCAUCGUUGAAUUUGAUUUAUGCUUAACUUUGGGAGACAAGUAAUCGGUAAUUUAUUUUUUCACCAAACAGAAAAAAACACUUCAUCUAUCCAAAGUUCUAAGCUCAACACCACCGCAGCGUGGUAUUUUCAAUAUGGGGAAGCACCUCCAUGUUGAAAUGAAUUUCUGUGCAGAAAGUACACUCAUUGCAGCCUUGAAAUCUCGAUAAAAAUGACAGAUAAAAUAAGCAAUCAAGACUUAUGCAAUGAAGUGGAGAAAGCUCAUCAUCGAAUAAAGAGUUAUAUCAGACGGACACCUUUAGAAUAUUCUGCAUAUCUAUCGGAAAGGACCUGCGCAAAGGUUUAUUUAAAACUUGAAUCUGAGCAAAUCACAGGUGCAUUCAAAGCAAGAGGAGCCUUCAAUAAAAUCUUGAAAUUUUCGGAAAAUGACAGCAAACAAACAGAAGGAAAGAAAUUUUUCACUGCUUCAUCUGGCAACCAUGGAAUGGCAAUGACAAUGGCUCUCCAGGCGUCGGGUAAGAAAGGAACCAUCUACGUUCCAAACAAUGUUGCAAAAUCAAAGUUUGAAAAUCUUGUUCUACACAAGGCCGAUGUUCGGAAGUUUGGUGAUGAUUGCAUGGUCACAGAAAGAGAAGCCAUGAGAGCUGCAAAGGAAGAAGGUGGUAUCUAUGUCUCACCAUACAAUGAUCCGGAUAUAAUUGCUGGACAAGGAACCAUUGGGCUCGAAAUUCUACAAGAUCUCAAAGAUGUUGAUGCUGUUUUUGUAACUGUUGGGGGAGGAGGACUGAUAAGUGGAAUCUCAUGUUAUUUGAAGCAAAUGAAGCCGAACAUCAAGAUAGUUGGUUGCAGUCCUGCCAACUCAAAUGUGAUGGAACAAUCUGCUGAAGCCGGUAAACAAAUCGAAAUCGUAAAUCUCGAAACAUUAUCUGAUGGAUCUGCAGGUAACAUUGACAUUCCCAGCAUAACGUUCCCAAUAUGUCAACGUAACGUGGAUCGCUGGGUGAACGUUACUGAGGACGAGAUUGCUGAUGCCAUGUAUUUGAUGUUGGAUGUACACCAUAAGGUAAUUGAAGGAGCAGCAGGUGUCGCCCUUGCAUCAUUCUUGAAGGUCAAAGCUGAUUUUCAAGGUCAAAAUGUAGCUGUUGUUAUAUGCGGUAGCGGAGUUGGCAUAGCAACCAUAAAGAAAAUCAUCGACACACAUUGGAAAGAAUAAAAUGCAGGAUAUUGGGGGUUUUAACACAUUUGUGUUUUAGGCCAGUAUGGUGCUAGUGUGUAAUCCAAUAUUAGUAAUAAUAAUUGUUAGCUUCUAUUAUAUUUUUAGCUAUAUAUUUUACCAUCACGGGACUAAAAAAAAUAUACAAGGUGUCCAAUAAAAUUUCGACCGAUUUUACAGUAAUAGCAAUUAAAUUUUUUUUUUAUUCAUCAAUAGUUCUUAUUGUGCUUGUAGUUCUCAUUUAUCAUACAAUAAAAUUUAUUGGGUACUCCUGAAGUAUGCGAACCAAGAUGGCGGAUAUCG